CCGGACCGAAACUAACUCGACCCCACAAACCUUUUGACAUUCCAAUUACACACUAGGGUGCUGUUUUGGAUCUCUCUCAAAACACCCGACACAGUUCUCCGGCGCCGAAUUCAACCCUCUGAUCGCAUUCCGUUUUUAAAUUCAAUUUGUUGAUUUUCAUCUAUUUUUCCCACAAAAAAUUGCGUGAAAGAACAUGAAGUGGAACAGUGUAACGAAGCCCUUUAAGAAGCUAUUGGUAUCCCAUGGAGGAUCUACAGCUGGGCGUAAUUCUGCGGGGCGUAUUACUAUCUUUCAUCGAGGGGGUGGUGCGAAGCGUCUACAACGAAAAAUUGAUUUAAAGAGAAGCACUUCUUCUAUGGGUGUGGUAGAGCGAAUAGAAUAUGACCCUAAUCGGUCCUCUAGGCUUGCUCUAGUUCGAUGGAUUGAGGGGGUGCGUCCAAGUAAUCAAAGGGAUUGUGAUAAAGGGUUUAUUCCACCACAAAAAGUUGCUGAACUUAUCACAACCGAGGUUGCUGGUCAGUUCUCGUUAGCUUGUCUGGCUUCAGGACUGAUGGGGGGUAAUGUGUGCGAUAAGGAGGGAAAAAUUAAUAGUGUGAAGGAUGUAUUUGUUUCUGCUUUUGGUUCUGAGCGUGCCAACAGAGAGAUGUUAACUAAUAUCCCACGAGCAGCUGUAGCUGGAGCAAAGCCAUCUGUCUUUGCUCGAAAGAUUAGGGAUCAAGUUAGUGAAGCGAAGGAAUUUUCUCCCUCUGAUCUCCAAUGGUGGAGGAAAGACAGUAGUAUUUGGGAUCAUAAGCUCAAGCGUAAAGCAGCUGUACCAUGGUCAAGUUUUGUCCAUGAAGAGCCCGUUGGGCUUGCUAAAGUAGCUCAGAAUGACAAGUCAGCAGGGAAAUCACCAAGGAAUUCUAUGCGCAUGGUUGAUCGUGCUCCACUGACUUACAUAUUAGCAAGCGACAAGUUGGAAGAAGGGAAGAUGGUGAUGAACUAUGAUUGGUCCAAACGUCCUAACCGCAGUUGAAGCCUCAAAAUUUGUACCAGAUGCCAAAAUGAAUAAGCUGAUUUGAAGCCGAUAAUAGGUAGACGUGUGAGUUCAAGCUGAUUUGGUUGUCACAAUGCAAGUAAUUCUUACGAAUCAGUCAAAUUCUAUGCUGCCAUCCCUUUUUUUUUUGAAAUUUUUGGACCGUCCAUACCAAUUUUAGAUCCAUAGUAGAAUAGACCGUGGCUUUGCUCCUUUUCCUUGUUUAGAUCGUCUUUUAAAGAUCAAACGAAAGUUACUUUGAAAUAUUAAAA
Molecule: messenger RNA, 1287 nt
Organism: Amaranthus tricolor (Joseph's coat)
Lineage: Eukaryota; Viridiplantae; Streptophyta; Magnoliopsida; Caryophyllales; Amaranthaceae
Product: 60S ribosomal protein L2, mitochondrial-like
Exons: 4
Coding region: 194-1015 (273 amino acids)
Biological process (GO): cytoplasmic translation
Cellular component (GO): ribosome
Molecular function (GO): RNA binding; structural constituent of ribosome
Source: RefSeq, a predicted model, not a curated record